GUCAUUUCUGAUAUGUCGGACCAAACUCUAAUCCUUUUAUUUCUUGUCUGAAUAAAUUUUUCAAAAACUAGCGCUGAAAUCUGAAGACAAAUUCUCUUUGCUCUCCCUGUCUGUCUGUCGAGGUAUCAAGAAAGAGAUUAAGAAUUACAUGUAUUGAGAAGCAAUUUAUUCAUCCAUGUCUAGUAACUUCAAAAUUGGUCACAAUUAUUCUUUCAAUGCCGAUGAACUCUUACAUAUGGGAGCAACGCGUUCGGAGCAGUUGAGGAAAGAAAGAGACAUGCUUAAAGAAUCACAGUCCAAGAGCGAUGAGGAGAUCAAAAAACUAGAACUGGAUUUACAGUCAUUAUCAGAAGCUCAUGCAGCAGAUAGGAAACACAUUCAGGAGUUGCAAAGAGAACUGAGUAACUGCUCUCAAGAAAUAGCAUACCUUCAGGACCAAUUAAAUUUGAGGAACAUAGAAGCAAACUGUUUGGGUGAGCAUGUACAUAGCCUUGAACUAAAGCUGGUGGAAGGAGGAAAAUUACGUCAAAAUGUUAGCGAACUGAAGGCGGAGUUAUCUAAAGCCAAUUCCGAUCGUUUUUUCUUGAUGCGCGAAUUAGAAAACAAGGAAGUUGAACUACAAAAUUCUUCCUUAUUUAUUGAGAAACUGGAGGAUACAAUAUCAUCUGUUGCAUUGGAUUCGGAAUGCGAAAUUGAGAGCUUAAAGCUAGAUAUAGCAGCCUUGGAAAAUAGUUCCUUUGAGGCUAAAAAGUCUCAGGAACAAGCUGUUCAAGAAAAAGAUAGGUUUGAGUUCCUAUAUCAUGAUGCCAAAAAGAUGAUCAAGCGCUUGGAGAGAGAGAAUACAGAAUUGAGGAAGAAUAUAAGAGAUUCAGAGGAGAAUUCAGGAAUGUAUUCUCAAAAGGUUGGGGAGCACCUAAAAGUCGAGCUUUCAGCAUCAGAUGUAGUCGGCACUGCUGAGGAACUUCUUAGCCCACUACUAUCAAGAUUGGCUGUUGCAGCAGAGUCGGAUAAAACAUUAAAGGAUGACAUAGAUAAGAUGUCCCAUCAGAUCUUCGAAUACGAGCGUCUUGUGAAGCAGCUAAAGGAGGAUCUGAGAGAAGAAAAGUCAAAAGCAAAGGAUGAAGCAGAGGACCUAACUCAAGAAAUGGCAGAAUUAAGGUACCAAAUCACGAGCAUGCUCGAACAAGAGUGCAAACGCCGUGCUUCUGUUGAACAAGUAUCCUUACAAAGAAUAGCAGAGUUAGAGACACAGGUUCGGACAGAACAGAGAAAAGCCUCCUUGGCUAACAGGAAUUUUCGCGAGGCACAGAUCCUAGCUGAUACCAGAUCCUUGGAGAUCCUCCAUUUGAAAAAUGUCUUAAAGGGAGUACAAGUAAAUAUACAUAGAAAUGAUAUGUGCAGUUGCGGCCAGUGUAAAUUAAUGGUAAAUCUAAUCGGAGAUUGCUUUGACAAAAAACCUUUAGAAGCUGAACCUUCAAAAUCAGUGGGUUCCAUCGCGGAUGAUGAGAUAGUAUCUGAAGAAUUGAGAAUAGCAUGGAAUCCGGAGGAAACUUGAAAGUUAAAAAAACUUCCAACUACUUUGAGUCGUUGACACUUAGUGGUGAGAAAACAUGAAAUCUCAGCACUUAAAAGGCCUAGAUAAAUAAAGCUCUCAAGCGGUGAUGAAAUCCUCGCUUCCUAUCAGACGAAAUAGGGUCGUUUGUUUUUUUCGUGAUGCAUCAAUUCUGGUGAGGACAGUUUCCAAAACUUGAUUGGUGUUAAGUAUUUUUAAGGAUCAGAAACUUAAUCUCCAAUUGGCAAUUAUGUUUAAAAAAUAUUACACUUCUUUUAAACUCAAUUUUCUUUACUAAGUUUAUCAAGCCUUGGAAAUUCUAAAA
Messenger RNA from Papaver somniferum (opium poppy), 1877 nucleotides. RefSeq names its product hyaluronan mediated motility receptor-like. Lineage: Eukaryota; Viridiplantae; Streptophyta; Magnoliopsida; Ranunculales; Papaveraceae. The coding region runs from base 176 to 1555 and encodes 459 amino acids. The record is from RefSeq and is a predicted model, not a curated record. The transcript has 9 exons.